AUGGCUAGUAAUGAAAUUGAUUUGGGAGUCACAUGCGAUAUGCAUGUCCAUGUGAGAGACGGUGCUAUGUGUGAAUUAGUGACCCCUAAGAUUAGAGAAGGUGGUGUCUCAGUAGCAUAUAUUAUGCCAAAUUUACAACCACCAAUUACUACGUUGGACAGAGUUGUCGAGUACAAAAAAACAUUGGAGAAACUUUCACCGGAGACUACUUUUUUGAUGAGUUUUUACCUCUCGAAGGAUUUGACUCCGGAGUUAAUUCACCAAGCUGCAGCUUGCAAAGCUAUCCAGGGUGUUAAAUGCUAUCCGGCAGGAGUGACUACCAACUCGUCAUCUGGGGUUGACCCGAAUGAUUUUAGUUCAUUUUAUCCAAUAUUUCAAGCAAUGGAACAAGAAAAUAUAGUGCUGAACCUUCAUGGAGAGAAACCAUCGACACUUGAAGAUAAUGUUCAUGUUUUGAAUGCAGAGGAGAAAUUCCUACCGGCUUUGAAGAAAUUACAUCAGGAUUUUCCUAAUUUGAAGAUAAUCCUUGAGCAUGCUACCACGGAGGCAGCUGUUAACAUCAUUGAAGAAAUUAACAAGGGAAUCACUGAUCCGCAAGAUGUUAAGGUAGCGGCCUCACUAACAGCACAUCAUUUAUAUCUUACAGUUGAUGAUUGGGCUGGUAACCCCGUUAACUUUUGUAAACCUGUUGCAAAGCUACCGAACGAUAAGGCUGCCUUGGUGAAAGCUGCUACUUCAGGUAAACCAUUCUUCUUCUUCGGAUCCGACUCGGCACCUCAUCCAGUAGAGAACAAGUCCAAGUACGUUGGUGUUUCCGCCGGUGUUUACACACAAUCAUUUGCCAUUUCAUAUUUAGCAGAGAUUUUCGAUAGCUUAGGAUGCUUAGAUAAGUUAAGGGGUUUCGUUUCAACUUGGCCACUCAAUUUCUACGGCAUUGAUGAAAAGGAUCUUAAAUGUAAGAAGAAAGUAGUCAUUUACAAAAAGUCGCACCUUGUUCCUAUUGCGAUCACUGAUAACAAAGACAUCGCUGUUGUACCAUUUAUGGCAGAAAAGAGACUGAAUUGGUCAGUUAAAUGGUCGGAUUGA
Molecule: messenger RNA, 1086 nt
Organism: Kazachstania africana CBS 2517
Lineage: Eukaryota; Fungi; Ascomycota; Saccharomycetes; Saccharomycetales; Saccharomycetaceae
Gene: URA4
Product: dihydroorotase
Exons: 1
Coding region: 1-1086 (361 amino acids)
Biological process (GO): pyrimidine nucleotide biosynthetic process; 'de novo' pyrimidine nucleobase biosynthetic process
Cellular component (GO): cytoplasm
Molecular function (GO): dihydroorotase activity
Source: RefSeq, a predicted model, not a curated record